Eutrema salsugineum is the source of this 1335-nucleotide messenger RNA. RefSeq lists its product as uncharacterized. NCBI's taxonomy places the organism in Eukaryota, Viridiplantae, Streptophyta, Magnoliopsida, Brassicales, Brassicaceae. The coding region runs from base 104 to 1129 and encodes 341 amino acids. The record is from RefSeq and is a predicted model, not a curated record. The transcript has 5 exons.
UCUAAAAUCUCUCUCUCUCUCUCUCUGGUCAAUUUUUGUUUUCUCUUACCACUCUUGUGCGACGUUUGCUUCUUCUAUUGGAACUGGAACUUGGUAUUGCGAGAUGGGUGUGAAAUCGGUUACUGGAGAUUCUUCGGAUCGGGAAAGCUGGGGUAAUAUUUUCAAGACUUUGGUCAAGAUUCUACAGACGAAACAAGACCAGAUCGAAUCGCUUCUAAAAGACAGGAAGAUUAUUGAAGAUACGCUUAAGACCAAACACGAUAAAUGGAUCUCUGAUGCUCGGAAUUACGAGGAACGACUGUCUCUGAUGAAUAGAGAGAUUGAAACGGUGAAGAUGAUGCUACUCGUUGAGACCUCUAAGUGUAAUCUCUUGUCUGGAUUAAAGGAAAGGGAUCUUUCUCUUUGCAAUUUGAAAUUAGAACCGACGGUGGACGAGUUAAAUGACUUCAAGGCUUGGUUUGAUUUCCUCACUCUGAAUACAAACACGCAGAAGGAAAAUGGUAACUCGGAAGCUGCGGAUAGUAAAUCAUUGGAAGCAGAAAUCAGAAAACUGAAGCUUGAGUAUGAGAAGCUUGCUUCUGAAAAGAAAUGCGAGGUAUCUGAUCUUUUACGAGAAAACGGGUUUGCUUGGAGGCAGUUCAAAUGUAUCGAGAGUGGAUUCACUGAUAAGUUAAAGAGGAAAGAUGAUGAGAUUGUUCAAGCAAAUACGAAAAUCUCAAGCCUUAUAUCUUAUCAAGAGGAGCUUCAGUCAUCUAAUCAAGAGAAGGAUGAGAUUAUCUCAAGGUUAAAGUCUAAAGUUGCUGAAAUGGAGACUAAUUCUAAUAAGAAGGAUGAGGAAAUCUCAAAACUCUCACGUGAUGUAGAGUCUUUAAAGAAGUCUCGUAGCUUUACACCAGUUUUAACUCGAUGCACAGCACGUGAUAAAGGUAGCAGUGGUAAUACUGUAGGAUCUCAUAUAUCUACUAAGAAAGAAAAGUCUGCUGCAUCAACACCAAAUGAAAAGGAAAUUAAAAGCUCGAAGAGGAAAAGAGUGAACAAGACACCAGUCUCAGUUUCAGAAAUCCCAAAGCUGUUCACUUCAACAUUUAGAGUUCCCAAGUUAAAGCCUCCAUCUGCUGGAGCCAUAUAGAUUAUCUUUUCAUUGUUUGUGUCUGCUUCUGUUGGAUUUAGAGUUAUAGAAAUCUGCAUGUAAUCUAUCUCUGUAUUUGGGAUCAUUCCCCUGAUGUAUAUUUGCUUAUAUAGUUCUUGAGAAUUUUCCCCGUAACCCUUACAUUUAUUUAGGUAGGAACCUUGUAUUGCAUCUAGCAGCUGUCAUUUUUCUGUAUCAUUUGUCAA